AGAGACUGAGUGCUGUAUCUACAGUGUCUGAUUGCAACUUUGUACCAGAAGACCUAAACUGGAAGAAUGCCUCCCCCCGGAGUGUGUCUGAAUAUUAUGAAAGAGCGCUACAGGAAAGAUGGACUGGGCACCCCAGAAAAUCCAGAGAAAUUUUACCAGCAGGAUUUCGAGUACCUGCGUCAGUAUUUCAUUAUCAGAGGGAGGACAUUCGUCGAUGAGAUGUUCCCACCGGACAGAAACUCAAUUGGUCCUGGCAUUCUAUCCCCAGAAGAAAUGGAGCGAGUGGAAUGGAUAAGACCCACGAAAUUAGUGCAAGAUCCUUAUUUAAUUGUUGAUGGUGUUUCAAGGUUUGACUUCGCUCAAGGAGCAGUGGGUAACUGCUGGUUCUUAGCAUCCAUUGGUGCAUUGACCUUUCAAGAGCACAUUCUGAAACUAGUAGUACCACUUGACCAAGGAUUUCAGGAAGACUAUGCUGGAAUAUUUCACUUUAAGUUCUGGAGGUUUGGAAAGUGGUAUGAUGUUGUGAUUGACGACAAGCUGCCAACAAUUGAUGGGAGAUUCAUUUUCGUUCACUCCAAAACCAACAAUGAGUUCUGGCCCGCACUGCUGGAGAAGGCCUAUGCCAAGGUGUGUGGCUCUUAUGCAGACAUGAAUGCUGGGAAUGUGUCAGAGGCUCUGAUGGACUUCACAGGGGGAGUCCACAUGACGUUUAAGCUAAAAGAGGCACCACCAGACUUGUGGGAGCUUAUGGCCCGUGCAUAUAGAUCCAAGGCUUUAAUGGGCUGUGGCACACCUCAAGGGCAAACAGCAGCCAACACAGUGCUGCCCAAUGGAAUUGUGGAGGGCCAUGCAUAUGCUGUAACUGCAGUGUAUCAGGUAACGAGUCAGGGCCGAGUGGUGAAACUAGUCCGUCUGUGGAACCCAUGGGGGCGCGGAGAGUGGAAUGGAGACUGGAGUGAUAAAUCUCCAUGGUGGCAGACAGUGAGCGUGGAAGACAGAACAAAUCUUCUGAAAAUUGAAAAUGAUGGAGAAUUCUGGAUGUCCAUGGAGGAUUACUGUCAGAAUUACGAGAGCAUGGAUAUCUGCUGUCUGUGCCCUGACUUCCUGGAUGGCUCCUCAUCCUGCCACUGGGCUUCCUCGUUCCAUGAGGGCCGCUGGGUGGCCGGGACCACUGCGGGUGGCUGCAUGAACUACAGAGACUCCUUCUGGACAAAUCCUCAGUAUCGAAUCAAUCUGCACAAAAUGUCAGAGGAGUGUGCUGAGACGCAGGGACCCAACAACAUGCUGGUUACUCUCAUGCAGAAACCUGACAAAAGAAACCGCCGGCUGGUGUCUAAUCUCCACAUCGGUUUCUCCGUUUUUGAGGUGCCACCACAGUUUCAGAACCAGAGAGGCAAGUUCCCUGCCUCUUUCUUCUACAGCAACCCCCCUGUGGCACAAACCAAAACUUACCUGAACUGCCGAGAAGUGAUGGAGUUCUUCCGCCUCAAACCGGGGGAGUAUCUCAUUGUGCCAUCAACGUACAAACCCAACGAGACAGCUUCCUUCCUCUUAACCAUCCUUGGCAAGAAUGAGACACACAUUGAAGAGAGCUCUUCUGUACAUCAUGUGGAGAUAACUAAGCCCACUAUCACAGACAACUACGAUGGGGAAAAGAAAGAAAAAUUGUUCCGCCAAUACUCAGAUCAGUAUGAGGAGGUCGAUGCUGAACAGCUGCAGAGACUUCUGAAUGAGAACGUUCUCGAAGGAAGCUCCCCGGAGACAGGAUUUAGCCUGGAUGCCUGCAGGAGUAUUGUGGCAAUGAUGGAUCUUUCAGUCACAGGCAGACUGAAUGGCCCCGAAUUCAUCCGAUUGUGGAAGCGAGUUGUAACUUACAAGACAAUCUUCCUCCAGACAGAUGUUUCCCAAACAGGAACACUGUCAUUAAGUGAGCUGCGUAAUGCAGUGGAAGCAUCAGGUAUCAAGGUAAGCGAUGAUAUUCUGAACAUCUUAGCACUGCGAUAUGGAAGAUCCUCGGGUCACAUCACUCUGGAGAGUUUCAUCUGCCUCAUUCUGCGACUGGAUUGCAUGGCCAAAACUUUUAAACAGAUGUCUGACGGCAAGGGAAUUUAUCUUCGAGAGAAUGAGUGGCUGUAUCUGACUAUGUACUCAUGAGCCUCAGCACCAUGUGCCCAGCUAUAGCUACGGAUGGAACACAGAAUAUAUGAUUGUCCAAACAAUUCAUCAUGACAUGAGUGCCAAAGAUGUCAGUGACAAAUUAAUCCUCAGCAACAAGCAAAACAAGCUGCAUCUGCAUUGUUGAAACAGAUAAACCACACAACUGUCUUAUGAUUUCACAUUUGGAAUAAACCCACAGAGGUUUCAGGCCUUCACAACCUGCACCAGAUCAUUAU
This is a messenger RNA of Megalops cyprinoides (Indo-Pacific tarpon), 2393 nucleotides long. Its product is annotated as calpain-1 catalytic subunit-like. The record is from RefSeq and is a predicted model, not a curated record. Gene Ontology annotation, biological process: proteolysis. Gene Ontology annotation, cellular component: cytoplasm. NCBI's taxonomy places the organism in Eukaryota, Metazoa, Chordata, Actinopteri, Elopiformes, Megalopidae. The transcript is spliced from 22 exons. Bases 67 to 2154 code for a protein of 695 amino acids. Gene Ontology annotation, molecular function: calcium-dependent cysteine-type endopeptidase activity.